This is a messenger RNA of Cuscuta epithymum, 1042 nucleotides long. The record is from the annotation of a GenBank genome assembly. Lineage: Eukaryota; Viridiplantae; Streptophyta; Magnoliopsida; Solanales; Convolvulaceae.
AAAGAACCAGCCGCAAAAGCGCCUAAAAUAUAUAUUUCUGCUAAUAUUUCAUGUGGCCAAAAUAGGAAUAUAGAUUAAUUUUCAAAACAAGACUUUCAGUUUAUCAAAAAAAAAAAAACAAGACUUUCAGAAAAAAUAAAAGACAAAUUUUCUUCAAAAAUAAAUUAAUUUGGAAUGAUCAUAGGAGAAAUUCGUGUAAACAAGAAACCAAAUCAACCUAGUCUCCGUAAUAAGCGACACACCAAUUGUCCUUGACCUCAAAACCUUGGGAAGAGUACUUCAGUCCACGGCAUAUCACCUUAAGAAGCUCGUACGUUGAUUUCUCAUCAAACCUGGCCAUAAAAUUCAUCACUAAGCGCGCGAAGAUCCUAUCGUCGAACGUGCUAUACCCCGACUUCCCUGUCCUGAAGAAUUGGGAGUUGCCGGCGUCGAGAGGCGCGUCUUGUGCAUGGAGACCGAAGGCGAUCACAUUGUCGGAGCUCCGGGGAGGCAGCGGGGACGGGACUGGCAACGCGGUGGACGACGCCACCGGCGUCGCCAGCUCCGCUUCUCUUUCGAAAUAGAGCCCCGUUGCCUCCGUGGAGUUGGUGAAUUCAAUGGUUUUGUUUUUGUUGGAGUUGGCGGCGGUGAGGGUGAAGCUGAAGUCGGCGGUGAGGUUGUCGCCUCUAUAAGCGAUGAUUGCCAUGGUCGCAUUCAUGACGCGGAAAACCGGUUUUAUCGGGUCGUGGGAGGACGAGUCCUUGAUACUGGCCCAAAUAGGAAGCACAAUCACAAAACAUAACAAUAUAAUAACUGUCACACUAUAACCAACAAUUACACGCAAACUAUAGCGGCAAUUGCUGGCCAUUAUGCGAUCAAAUCAAGCAAGUACUAUACGUUAGGUACGAGGUAAGAUCGGAGGCAGCCCUUGCUCUGAUCUGCCGGAGGAGGAGAUUUAAUUUAUAUAUUGAUGCUAGCUUUUACAUAUAUCAAGUUCCUCUGAUCUUAUAGUAAGAAUUUAUUUGGCAGGAAGAGAACUUUACAAAAAGUGUUGCAAAAAUGC